AUGACUGAUUUAACUCCAUUAUUCAACCAAUGCGUAGAUAUAAUCCAAUCAGAACCUAAAAACAAAGUCUACCUACAGCAACUAAAAACUGAAAAAAAUCACAAACUAGAUCAUGAACCACCAUAUAUUGUCAAAGACACAUUCAUAAAAGAAUGUAUAGAACUUUAUGACACUUUAUCUAGUCUAACACAAUUCAUCAUUGAAAUACAAAAGGAAUAUUUAUCAAUAUCAGAAACUCAAAGUAACUCCCAAUUGAAAAAUAAAAUCGAUGAAGAUUUUAAUUUCAAAAUUCAACAAUGUUUUAAAAAGAUUAGCUUUUUAGAAAAUUAUGAAAAGAAAAGAAUUGAACUUGUAACUUCAAAUAUACUGAAAAAGAAAAAUUGGUUUUUUGGAAGUAAUGAAGAACAAGAACAAUAUUUUAAAACAAUAUCAGAACAUAGAUCAACAGUAAUAAAAUUUUUAAGUGAAUCAUUAUUUAAUAUUUCUAAAAAAUUUGAAAAAAUUCAAAGAAAAAGACAAUUGAGAGAAAAACAAUUAAAUUCAUUAAAUUUUCAAAAUUUAGAAGAUGAUGAUGAAUUUAUUAUUGAAGACAAUCAAUUUAUAAAAUUAGAUGAAAUAAAUCAAAAAUUUGAAAUUGAAAAUGAUAACGAAAAUGAAUAUCCACAACAACAACAACAACAACAACAGCAAUUAAAUUCAGAACAAAUUCAACAAUUAGAAUCAGAAAAUCAAGAAUUUUUAAAUUAUAAAACUUCACAAUUAAAAAAAGUAGAUAAUAUUCAACAAUCAAUAUUAGAUAUAAUAAAUAUUCAAAAUGAAUUAAGUUUUAAAAUUCAAGAACAAGGUGAAACUAUAGAUAAUUUAUUAGAUACUCAUUCACAAGUUGAAUAUGAAGUUAAACAAGGUAAUAAAACUUUAAAUCAAGCUACAAAAAAAAAUAAAAGAGGUUCAAAUUAUAUUGUUUUACUUUGUAUAUCUUUAGGUUGUUUGAUUGUAAUAUUUGAUUUUUUAAAGUUUAUAUGA
This is a messenger RNA of Lodderomyces pseudojiufengensis, 1023 nucleotides long. It is a transcript of the gene UFE1, whose product is annotated as Ufe1p. Gene Ontology annotation, cellular component: membrane; SNARE complex; endoplasmic reticulum. Bases 1 to 1023 code for a protein of 340 amino acids. The record is from RefSeq and is a predicted model, not a curated record. The transcript has a single exon. Gene Ontology annotation, biological process: retrograde vesicle-mediated transport, Golgi to endoplasmic reticulum. Lineage: Eukaryota; Fungi; Ascomycota; Pichiomycetes; Serinales; Debaryomycetaceae.